GGGAGCUGUUGGCCCAGGAAGCGGCCGCCCUGGAGACACAGGCCUGCUUCAUGAGCGCCGACGGGACGCCCGUGCAGCCCUGGGAUGUGAUGCCCACGCUCCUGCACCAGACCCCAGCCAGGGACCUCGACAAGUUCAUCAGUGACUUCCUCCAGCCCAACCGCCAGUUCCUGGCUCAGGUGAACAAGGCGGUUGACACCAUCUGCUCCUUCCUGAGGGACAACUGCUUCCAGAACUCUCCCAUCAAAGUCCUCAAGGUGGUCAAGGGCGGCUCUUCCGCGAAGGGAACGGCGCUGCGAGGCCGCUCCGAUGCCGACCUGGUGGUGUUCCUCAGCUGCUUCCGCCAGUUCACCGAGCAAGGGAGCACGCGGGCCGAGGUCAUCUCAGAGAUCCGAGCCCAGCUGGAGGUGUGUAAGCGGGCGCGGCAGUUCGAGGUGAAGUUCGACAUCCCCAAGUGGGAGAAUCCCCGCGUGCUGAGCUUCUCGCUGACGUCCCAGACGAUGCUGGACCAGAGCGUGGACUUCGAUGUGCUGCCGGCCUUUGAUGCCCUCGGCCAGCUGGCCCCGGGCUCCAGGCCCCCGCCUCAAGUCUACGUGGACCUCAUCCACAGCUACAACUCCCCGGGCGAGUACUCCUCCUGCUUCACAGAGCUGCAGCGGGACUUCGUCAUCACUCGCCCCACCAAGCUCAAGAGUCUGAUCCGACUGGUGAAACACUGGUACCGGCAGUGCCAGAAGAUGCCCAAGGGGAAGGGCUCUCUGCCCCCCCAGCACGGGCUGGAACUCCUGACGGUGUAUGCCUGGGAGCAGGGUGGGCGGGACCCCCAGUUCAGCAUGGCCGAGGGCUUUCGCACUGUCCUGGAGCUGGUCACCCAGUACCGCCAGCUCUGCGUCUACUGGACCGUCAACUACAGCCGUGAGGACCAGACGGUCAGAGACUUCCUGGAGCAGCAGCUUCGCAAGCCCAGGCCCAUCAUCCUGGAUCCGGCAGACCCGACAGGCAACCUGGGCCCCAAUGCCCGCUGGGACCUGCUGGCCAAGGAAGCUGCAGCCUGCAUGUCCUCCCUGUGCUGCAUAGGCAAAGAUGGCACCCCCAUCCAGCCGUGGCCAGUGAGGGAGGACGCCUCCCGGGGGCCCCUGAGAGUUUCGGUUUCCUGGCUCUUUCCAGCUUCCAAGCUCUCAGCCCAGAGAUCCUCUCCCUCCUCUGUCUCCUGCUCUGCCGUGAGCUGUCGCCCCGGCAGGCAGCCAGCAGCAGCAAUGAGCAACUGGCUAUCCGCAGCAAUGGGCAACUGGCUACCCUGGCUAUCCGGCGCCUGCCCAUCAACGGUGUACUCGGUACCUGUUCAGAAACUGGAUGAGUAUAUCCAGACCUCACUGAGGCCGACUGCAGACUGUCAGAGACAGAUCGAUGAGGCCGUGGACACCAUCUGUGCCGCCCUGCAGGAAGCCACGGAGCCUCCCACGGUGACAGAUGUCGCCAAAGGUGGCUCCUAUGGCCGGAAAACAGUCUUAAAGGGCAACUCCGAUGGUACCCUUGUCAUCUUCAUCAGUGACUUUGAAAAAUUCCAGGAUCAGAAGGAAAAGCAAUAUGAAAUCCUCGACAAAAUCUGGGAGCGGCUGAGAGCUGGUCAGCUCGAAAGGAAGCUGACAGCCAAGAUGGAGAUGCAGAGGUCCUAUGUUGGCCUCACCAUCCGGCUGUCCACACGAUGGCAGAGCGUCACUUUUGACGUGCUGCCCGCCUUCGAUGCUCUGGACUUGAGCGGCAAGCCCAGCCCCUCUACCUAUCGAGACCUCAAAAGAGCCUUGGACCAGACAAAAGCCAACCCCGGUGAAUUCUCCGUCUGCUUCACAAAACUCCAGGAGGAUUUUUUUAACAACCACCCCAGGAAGCUGAAGGAUUUGAUCCUCUUGGUAAAGGCCUGGCAUCAACAGUGCCAGAAACAGUGGGGGGAGCAAUCCCUGCCACCCUCAUAUGCUCUAGAGCUGCUCACCGUCUAUGCCUGGGAAGAGGGGUGUAGAGAGGAAGACUUUGACAUAGUUCAAGGCCUCAGAACUGUCCUAGAGCUCAUCCAGCAGCAGGAGCAGCUAUGUGUCUAUUGGACAGUCAACUACAACUUUGAGGAUGAGACCGUCCGGAACGUUAUGCUGAACCAGAUCCGAUCAUCAAGGACAGUCAUCUUGGAUCCAACUGACCCCACCAAUAUGAUGAGCAACGAUGAGAAGUGCUGGCGACUGCUAAAAGUGGAAGCUCAAAACUGGUUACUUUCUCUCAGCCUGAGAGGGUCACCUGGACCAUCUUGGAAUGUUCUGCCAGCACCGCUCCAUGAGACCCCAGGCCACCUUCUGGAUAAAUUCAUCAAGGACUUCCUCCAGCCCACGAAAACUGUCAACAUUCAGAUCAAGACAGCUGUUGACAUCAUCGCGAAGUUCCUUAAAGAAAUCUGCUUUCGGCAUUCAGCCACGAAGGUCCAGAAGCCCAUCAAGGCAGGGUCGUCCGGCAAAGGCACCGCCCUCAGGACCGGCUCCGACGCCGACCUCGUCGUGUUCGUGGACUCGCUGACCAGCUUCCCCUCCCAGAAAGCCGAGCGCUACAACAUCAUCAAGGAAAUCAAACACCAGCUAGAUGCCCACCAGCAGCAAGUGACCGACCAGGACGUGGAAGUGACGUUUGAGAUUUCCAAAUGGGAGGCUCCCAGGGUGCUGAGCUUCUCUCUGAAAUCCAAAACUCUCAACGGGAGCGUUGACUUCGAUGUGCUGCCGGCAUUUAAUGCGCUGGAGAAGCUGGGACCUCUCUGGAAAGUCUACACCCAGCUCAUCGCUCAGUACGAGCAGCACUCGGACACCCCGGGGGGCGAGUUUUCUGCCUGCUUCACAGAGCUGCAGCGAGACUUCGUCAGCUCCCGGCCCACCAAGCUGAAGGAUUUACUUCGCCUGGUGAAACACUGGUACAAGCAGUGUGAAAGGAGACUGAAGAAAAAGGGGUCGCUGCCCCCCAAGUACGCCUUGGAGCUGCUCACCAUCUACGCCUGGGAGCAGGGCAGCGGGGACACAAGUUUUGACACCGCCCAAGGCUUCCGGACGGUCCUGGAGCUGGUCACCCGCUAUCAGCAGCUCUGUGUCUUCUGGACGGUCAACUACAACUUCGAGAAUGAGACUGUGAGGAACUUCCUCCUGAAGCAGCUCCAGAGACCCAGGCCGGUCAUCCUGGACCCGGCCGAUCCCACCGGCGACGUGGGCGGAGGGAACCGCUGGUGCUGGCAUCGUCUGGCGAACGAAGCUGCCGAAUGGCUGUCCUCCUCUCUCUGCUUCAAGGACGGAACGGGAGGUCCCGUCCCGUCGUGGAAAGUGCCGACGGUGCAGACACCGGGAAGCUGCGGGACUGGUUUCGGUCCUGUCAUCAACGAGAUGUUCUCGUACAGAAGUCGCGGAAUCCUAGACGAAAAUGCUCGGAGAAACUUCUCGAGGCCACCUGACAAGUGCUUUUGAAGAAUCAGUUCACUGUGUAAACGCGUAUCCCAGAUCCCUUCUCCCCACCCCCCACCCCCCACCCCCAAACUCCUUCCCUGGUUUCUUGGACGCCUCUUCAAAUCAAGACUGCCGGGUCCUUCCCAGAAAGUCUCGGGCGCUCUCGCCUUGCUGGGCUCUCGCUCCGUGAGUGGCCUGCUUUAUUAAAAAUGUUUGC
Myotis davidii is the source of this 3681-nucleotide messenger RNA. RefSeq names its product 2'-5'-oligoadenylate synthetase 2 (gene OAS2). Gene Ontology annotation, biological process: defense response to virus; negative regulation of viral genome replication; regulation of ribonuclease activity. Lineage: Eukaryota; Metazoa; Chordata; Mammalia; Chiroptera; Vespertilionidae. The record is from RefSeq and is a predicted model, not a curated record. Gene Ontology annotation, molecular function: double-stranded RNA binding; 2'-5'-oligoadenylate synthetase activity. Gene Ontology annotation, cellular component: nucleoplasm; membrane; cytosol.